AUGGGCAAGAAACAAGCAAGUCCCGCCUACGUCCUUGGCGUAGGCAUGACCAAGUUCAUCAAGCCACGCGGCAAAGUCGACUACCACGAGCUGGGCUAUGAAGCUGGUAUCAAAGCCAUGCUCGAUGCCAAGGUCAACUACGACGACGUCGAUCAGGGCGUGGCAUGCUACGUUUAUGGAGAUAGCACCUGCGGCCAGCGUGUCUUCUACCAAUUCGGCCAAACCAGUAUCCCUAUCUACAAUGUCAACAACAACUGCUCAACCGGGUCGACGGGCCUCGCCAUGGCCCGCACAAUGGUCUCGCACGGUGCCGCAGACUGUGUGCUGGUCGUGGGAUUCGAGAAGAUGAAUCCCGGUAGCUUGCAGUCGAUGUACAAUGACCGUGAGAACCCGACUGGAUUGUUCGGUAUGAUGAUGGCCGAAACUCGCGGUGUGACAAAUGCCCCUGGCGCGGCGCAAAUGUUUGGAAAUGCGGGUGUGGAAUACAAGGAGAAGUACGGAGCUAAGAAUGAAGACUUUGCGGAAAUCGCACGCGUCAACCACGAACACUCCAAGCGCAAUCCCUACUCGCAAUUCCAGACUGAAUACACACACGAGCAGAUCAUGAAGGCACCCAUGAUCCAUGAACCCCUCACCAAGCUGCAAUGUUGCCCGACCUCAGACGGCGGUGCUGCGGCCGUCAUUGUGUCACAGGAGUUCUUGGAUGCACGUCCCCACUUGAAGGAACAGGCCAUUCUCAUCGCGGGUCAGACUCUUGCCACCGAUACAGACAGUGUGUACAGCCAGAGUUCGAUCGAUCUCAUGGGCUUCGGUAUGUCGCGCCAGGCAUGUCGAUCUGCUGUUGCCGAGGCCGGCGUGAACGUCAAGGAUAUCAAGGUCUGCGAGCUGCACGACUGCUUCUCGGCCAAUGAGAUGAUUACCAUUGAUGCAUUGGAGCUGAGCGAGCCGGGUAAGGCUCAUGAGAUGGUCCGUCGUGGGGAUAUCACCUACGGUGGUAAGAUGGUCAUCAACCCAUCUGGUGGACUGAUUUCCAAGGGUCAUCCCCUUGGUGCGACGGGUAUUGCACAGUGUGCUGAGUUGGUGUGGCACUUGCGUGGCUGGGCUAACAACCGUUUGAUCGAUGGUACCUCUGCGGCAUUGCAGCACAACCUUGGCCUUGGUGGUGCUGUUGUUGUCAGUGUCUACAAGCGUGCUGACGGUAAGGUUGCUGCUGCUGUGCCUUCUGAUGUCGUUGGCAAGAUUAAUGGUCUUGGAUACAACCCUGCUGUGGAAGCCAAGGGCUUCACAGCCGAGCAAGCCAAGUCUGUUGUCAGCAAGAAGCACAGUGUUGCAUACGCACUCUCCGAUACCCAGGAGCGUGUCCUCGCCAGAUUCUAG
Messenger RNA from Penicillium salamii, 1377 nucleotides. Lineage: Eukaryota; Fungi; Ascomycota; Eurotiomycetes; Eurotiales; Aspergillaceae. The record is from the annotation of a GenBank genome assembly.